This is a messenger RNA of Coccomyxa subellipsoidea C-169, 5874 nucleotides long. RefSeq lists its product as hypothetical. Bases 1 to 5874 code for a protein of 1957 amino acids. NCBI's taxonomy places the organism in Eukaryota, Viridiplantae, Chlorophyta, Trebouxiophyceae, Coccomyxaceae. The transcript is spliced from 41 exons. Gene Ontology annotation, biological process: RNA polymerase II preinitiation complex assembly; transcription by RNA polymerase II. Gene Ontology annotation, molecular function: TBP-class protein binding; RNA polymerase II general transcription initiation factor activity; RNA polymerase II general transcription initiation factor binding. The record is from RefSeq and is a predicted model, not a curated record. Gene Ontology annotation, cellular component: transcription factor TFIID complex.
AUGGAAAGCGACAGUGAAGGCGAUGGGGAGGACCGUGGUGGUAGCUUGGUGGGGUUCCUCUUCGGCAAUGUGGAUAGAGACAUGCAGCUGGAGGAUGACUACAUGGAUGAGGAUGCGCGGGAGGCGCUGUUUGCUCUGGGCGAUGAGAAGCUUGGCGGAGAUGUCCUGACGCUGCAGGCUCAGCACCUGGAGGCCUCGUCAGUAGACCUGCUAAAACUUCGAUCAUGCCUGCCCUUGUUUCAGGGAGAUGCUGGCAAGGGCGGAGAAGCCAGCACCAGGGACAGCUACGGGGGGAAGGAUGAGGAUGCAAAGAAUUACAGCGAUGAGGAAGAGAUGGCAGAGGAUGUCAGUGCUCCCGCUCCGCAGCCGGCCAAACCCCUCCCCGGGCUGCAGCUUCCGUUCGCAGGUCAGCUGCCCCCGGCGCCGGCCGUAGAGGAGGAUGACUACGACGAUGACGUGGACGCGGCCCUGGCACCCAUCCUGCAGUUCCCUGUGCCGUCGGCCGCAGCUGCAGUGUCGGCUGCCGCAGCCGCGACCACAUCUACAUUGGCUGCUGCACCUCUGCCCGUUGCGGCACCUGCACCCGUAAUGGCACCGGCCAGUGCCGUAGUUCCGGAAUCGGCGGCGGCUGCGGCGACGGCCGCCCCCGGAUUCGGCACUCUGCCGCUGCUCGGGCUGACUCCUCCGAGCCUGCCUCCGCUGCAGGGUACCGCUCCCGUGCAGCCCCUAGUAACGGCCGCCGACCUCCCACGCCUCUUCUCUCUGACUGAAGACGACGGGCCUCUGCAGCCUGCUUCGGUUGCUGCGCCUGCCAAGACUGGCAGCGCGCUGAUUGCUCAGCUGGAAAAGGCCAAAGAAGCGGGGGUGGAAUUGCCAGUUUUGGCGGAUCUCGGCUCAACUGCAGUGCUGCGCUAUUCGGAGCUCUUUGGCGGUGAUAAAGAAGAGAAACCGCAGCAGGCACGCCUGCGAACGGAGCGCAAGCCGCGCCAAGAAAGGCAACCGAGUAUUGCCGCCAUUUAUAAAAACGAGGCGGCGUCAGAUGACGAGGCGGCGCUGUUGUUUGCUGAGGAAGCUGCCGAGCACGAGGCAGACGUGUGGGCGUCAGACGGCGAUGACGAGGCAGGGCCAUCGGACCAGGAAGCAGAGGAAGGGGAGGAGGAGGAGGGAACAGCACAGGCUGCAGACGAGCCCGGGCGGCAGGGGAGAAUCCCGCUCCCCGAGGAUGAAGCGCCAAGCACCAAGCCUCCGCCUGGGAGACGAAGGCAUGCAUCCCCUCCACUAAAAAAGAGGGUGCAGGGAGGGGACCCGCUGCUGUCAGAGAGGGAUGCAAAAUCAGGCUGGGUGGACCCAGGGGAUGCCGUCGCAUCCCUGCCCCAGGCCUGCUUCGAGCCGGUGUGCCAGCUGGACUGGGAGCGCAGCAUUGCAUGGGAGGCCAAUGCAGCAGAGCACAGUACGGACAGCGCAGCAGUGAGCCCGGCGCCUCAGCCCACACCGCCCGAGGCCAAUUGCCACAAACCCAUGCAGGUGGACGAGCUGGCAGCAGCCUCUAACUCAGCCGCUCCAAAUGCGCUAGUCCCUGCAGAUGCCGCUGCACAUGCUGCGCUGCCGAUUGGGGCUGCAGUAGCGGUGCCAGAACAGGCGCUCGUGCAACAGACAUCCAUGCCAAAACAGGCACCGGAACAGAAACGGGCGCUGGUGGCAAAAGAGGUGGCUGUGCCUAAAGAGGCACCGGAAGAGGAGUGGUUUGGGCUGGAUCCGGAUCUGCUGAUCGAGCCACUGUCUGUUGCAGAGGUCUCCAGCAGAGAGCACAAGCAAAUGGUGCACCACCAGAUGUUGCGGCUGGAGGCAUCUCUGGCAGAGGCGGCUGGAAAUGCAGCAGCAGCUGCAGAGCCAGCGUCGGCAGGAGAGGCGGCAGCUGUACUCCUUCAGCCAGGCACUGCUGCCAGUCUGGCAGAGCUUGCCACUGUGUGGGCGCGGCAGGCGACGAUCCCCAACAGGCGGCUGCAGGGGGGCGACUGGCUGGCUGACGUGGCAUGGGACGCUGACGAGGCGCGCCAGAUCAGGCAGCCCCUCCUGCUAGAUGUGAAUGACCCCAACCUCAUCUUCGAGCUGCGCCGCGGAACCGACCUGGCAGCCUAUGCCAACGCUGCCGCCACGAUUCUACCGCCGCGGCCCAAGGUGGCGCCUGUUCUGGCAACUGUGGUAGGCUCUGGCGAGGGCGCUCGGCUGCUGGCUCGCUAUAAUGUGAGUAAGGACGCAGCCUACAGCGCAGGAGCACGCAAGAAGGGGGAGCGCGUCCAAAUACAGCUCUGCAAGCAUGCAAGGCCGGCUCUCGCGCUGUCAACGCUGCCCAUACAGCAGCCGAAUCGCCAUGACGUAAUGCACCGCCCAGUCAGCACCUUCCUGCCGGCUCCCGCCCCCGUCCAGAUCAAGUUCAAAGUCAGCGGGGAAGUGGAGCGGAGUACGGUGAAGCUGGCCAGCGUGCAUCAGUCGCUGGUGCAGAGCUUUAGAGACAUCAGCCUCGAUGAGGUCAACGCUGAUGACCUCUGGGCUCAGGCAAAGGCUGGCAAGUUUGCGGAUGCAGCAGAAUUGCGGCCCGUAUUCUGGCUGCGGGCGCAGUUGCCGCGGAUUCUGCCCGCCGAUGUCAGUCUGCGCCAGGCUGGCGUGCCCGCCAAUGUGAGCAUUGACCUGGCGGUCAGCUUCCCUCAGCUUCGGCCGCUGCCGCUCGCCAACCAGGUUCCCGACCCCUCCAGCGGCGUUCCCACCAGACCCCCCGGCGCCUUCACGACGAGCAAGGACCUCACUGCAAAGGAUGGGCACAUUGUGCUUCUGGAGUACCUGGAAGAGAAGCCCCUGUUGCUGUCCCGCCCAGGCAAGCAAACCCAACACAUCAACCAUGUUGAAACAAAUAGAUAUGCACAAGACACUGCGGACAUGGGAUGCAUGGGUGUCCGGCUGACUACCUACUACAGGAAGAGGAACGCCACAGACAACGUGGACCUGCAGAAGCUGGCAAAUGGCAAGGAGGCCUGGAAGACAGGGCACGUUGAGGUGAUGAGCCCGGAUGAUGACUCACCCUUCCUGCUGGGAGACAUCGCCCCCGGAUCCGCGCGCCUCGCCCUAGACACCAAUAUGUUCCGCGCAGCGGCGUCCCCUCACGCGCCGCGCCACUCGGAUUUCCUGCUGGUGCGGGCGCCAAGUGGCGCGCUGUCGCUGCGCCACCUCAGCGGCACGCUGCUCGCCGGGCAGCAGGAGCCUAAUCUAAUUGUGCCCUGGCCGCGCAGCAAGGAGGCCAGGGACAUAGAGGAGAACCGGCUGAUGGCGCAUGUAUGCCGCCUGCUGUUCAAGCGGCAGCAGAAGAUUGACAAGGGCCGCGGCGGCAGGGCCGGCUUUGGGCAGGCCGCGAUCUCAUGGGAGGAGCUUCGCGCCGAUUUCACCCCCGCCAUGAUGACCGACUCCGUGCUGGCCAAUCGGCUGCGCGAACGCUGUGACUGCCAGCCGCGUGGGGGCGAGGACGGCAGCGGGGACGCUUGGGUGCUGCGUCCGGGGGGCCGCAUACCGGGGGAGACCGAACUGCGCAAGGUGAUGACGCCAGAGGCCUGGUGCGCGUACGAGAGCAUGCGGCGCGGUAUUAUGAGAUUGAAGGAUGCCGGUCUGGCCAUUCACGCCCCCCUGGCGCAGGUCCCCCCCGAUCGGCUGCGACUCAUGUUCGAGGCGUUGCCUCCCUCGCCGGAGAGGGAGGCGGCGUUUGCAAUGCACCAGGAGAGGGAAUCGGCCUUUGCAGCGCUGGAAUUGGCUGUGCAGGCGACUCCGUGGGGCCUCACAGAGAACUUCAACGCGGCGAUGCGCGAAGGCCGCGGCCGGCUGGCGCUGACCGGGCCGGGGGACCCCACCGGACGCGGCUCCGGCUUCUCCUACCUGCGCGACGACCGCAAGGCGGCGGCAGAGGCCGGGCCGGUGCCGAAGCGCGAAGUAGGGCAGAUCACAGGGACCAACUCGGACCUGCGGCGACUAAGCAUGGCCAAAUCGCGCGAGAUUCUGCUGUCCCUGGGCAUGACUGACGAUGAGAUCAAGGGGCUGUCGCGCUGGCAACGCAUAGGGCUGGUGAGGGAUUUGAGCGGCGCUGCGAUAAUGGACGGCGAUUCGGCGCUUGGGCAGCGCUACGCGCGCGCGCAGCGGCAGAGUGCUCUUGAGCUGCUUCAGCAGUCCGUGUCCAAGGCCCAGGCCAUCUUUGCUGCUCAGGCUGAGCUGCUCGCUGGCGGGAAGGAGAGCGCAGAUGACAGCGGCUCCGAAGAUGAAGCCGCGCCAAAACAGGCAGCAGGCAAGGGCCGAGCCAAGAAAGGCGCCGGUGCGAAAUCCAAGGCGGCCGGGGCGGCGGCCGCGGCGGCGUCGACGGCUGCACCGGCAACGGAGGCGCUGCGAAAGAUGACAGAGGAGGCCGAGGAAGCAAAGGAGCUGGCCGACAUGCGCGCGGCAGGGCUGCUGUCGGGCAAAGGGGCGGCAGCUGCCGGGAAGCUGGAAGCUGCGCCCGGGGCGCGACGCAUCCGCCGCACCGUCAUCAUGACUGAUCCCACAGACGGCGCUCAGACCAGCCGGGAGAUCAUCUACAACGACCGUGACAAGGUGGCGCUCCUAAACUCGAUGUAUGGUGACGGCAACGCGGGCUUCGGGACGCGCCGAAUCCGAGCCGGCAGCGGCAGCCGCAAGGCGCUGCUGGAGGGGGCGGGCCCCCAGCUCUUUGCAGGGGCCAAGGCACGCAAGGGAGGGGCCCGCAAGUCCACCAUCCAGUGCAAGGCCUGUGGCCAGACGGGCCACAACUCGAAGAACAAGCUGUGCCCUCUCUACAGCAUCACCCACGCCCAAGCAGCUGCUGAUGCGGACGAGUACGAGGAGGAGGGAACGCGCUCGCCCGGCAAGCGGCCGUCAGUCACCCUGCGCAUCGGCAGCGGCAUGCUGAUGUCGCCCGGCAGCGCGCUCACCACCGCAGCCGACUCUGACGGCGAUGAGCCGCUACCCAGGGAUCGUGGGGGACGCAGCAAGCGGCAACUGUCGGACGGCAGCGCUAAGGAGGGACCCCCCGCCAAGUCCCAGGCGGUGGAGAGCGGUGGCGGCGGCGUGGGGCCCAGGAAGAUGAGCCUGGCAGCUCCUGAGCCAUCGCCGGAGCCGCCGCCGCCGAAACGCGCGGCGCCAAAGAAGGCCGCGGGUGAGGUGAGCGCACGCAAGGCGCUGAGUCAGCGUUUACUCGCGCCGGUGCUGUCGGCCGUCAAGCGGCGAUGCGGUACCAUCCUUGAUCCCUUCAAGCGGCCGGUGUCAAAGAUAACGGUGCCGGACUACAACGAUUUCGUGGACGAGGCGGACGAGAUCAGCCUGGAGACCAUCGAGCGCAGGCUCAAGGCAGCCUCCUACAGCUCCUCCAAGGAGUUCAUGGCCGACAUCAGCCAGAUCGUCAGAAACGCCGUCGCGUACAACAAGCCCGGCCACGGCAAGCAAGGCGGCGCUGACAUCAUCCAAUGCGCGCAGCAGAUGCGCAACGCAAUCCGAGAGGAGCUUGAGGACAUUGCUGAGAAGAUCGAACACGCAGAUGCGCUCGUGGCCCUGGAGGACGCCGGAGGUGCUGAUGUCAGCGAGGGAGGGGACGCCGAUGCAGACGGGGACGGCGCCGAGGCGGCCGGCGGCGGCGGCACGGCGGCGGCCGCCCCGGCCACGGAGCUGUGGGUGCAGUGCACCAAGUGCCAAAAGUGGCGGCGGCUGUCGCAGGCGGUGUACGACGCGACGGUGAGCGCUGAUGACGACGAUCCCUGGUACUGCCACCAGAACUUUGACCGCCCCGGCGCCAGCUGCGACCAACCAGCCGACGAGGAAGGGAGCGUGUGA